AUGACCCUGGAGCAGGAAAUCCAUCAGAUCACCCAGAUUCCCAUCGGAGCACUGCGUGGACAGAGCCUUGCAAAUUUUGGUGUUGAGCAACGGAUAAACUGGGCGACCACCCGCACGAAGAAAUGGAAGGAAGACAAGGUCUACUGCUUGCUUGGGGUCUUCGAGGUGUUUCUACCUCUUAUCUACGGCGAAGGGGAAGCAAACGCCACUCGGCGGCUCCAAGAGGAAAUUAAAAAGCGGCAGAAGGGUCAAGGAACGGAAAGUCUUCGUGAGAUUGGAGUCCCACCGUCGUUGCCCUUUCCUAGGAACGAGCUGUACGUUGGGCGAGAGGAUCAGCUGCGGUGGCUGGAUCAACACCUUCGUAUCUCAGACGCGUAUCCUCGCGUUACGAUCUGCGGACUCGGUGGAUGUGGGAAAUCCGCACUUGCAAUCGAAUUCGCCUAUCGUGUCCUUGCAGCAAAUGCGACUCACAUGGUUUUCUGGGUGCCAGCGAUCAGUCACGAGAGCUUUGAGCGUGCCUAUCGAGAAAUCGGCGCUGCGUUUUGUAUACCCGAAAUUACGGACGAAAAUGCGAACAUCAAGCAGUUGGUGAAGGAGGCACUAUCUAUGGACAGUAGACGUGAUUGGCUGAUGAUUGUCGACAAUACCGACGAUCCUAGUGUCCUAUUGCGGAGACUGAACUGUGAUCUCGGGGAUGUUCGACUGCACGACUACCUCCCACGGAGUACCCGCGGCAAAAUCCUAUUCACCACGCGCAGCAGGAAGAUGGCUGGGGAACUCACCCCAGGUGCCAUCUUAGACCUUCACGACAUGAGCAGAGCAGAAGCGAGACAGCUGCUGGCGCGCCGAAUUACGAAUCCGGCUCUUCUCAAUGAUGGAAAGGCUGUUGAUGAAUUGCUCAGCUUGCUUGAAUAUCUACCGCUUGCAAUUGUGCAAGCAGCGGCCUUCAUGGAUACUAACGACGUCUCGGUAUCAAAGUAUGUCUCACUGUUGCAACAGGAAGACAUUGCGGCUGAUCUGUUUGGUCAGCAUUUCGAAGACGCCAACCGGUAUCGAGAUAUAGAAAGCACCGUUGCCAAGACAUGGCACAUUUCGUUCGAACAAUUACGCCGACAAGACCCGCUUGCUGCUGAGUACCUGUCGUUCGUGGCGUGCAUUGAUCGGAUCGGCAUUGCUCAAUCACUACUGCCUCUCGAUGGCUCCGUGGUGCAGCGGGUGAAAGCGAUUGGUACGCUCAAGGGCUACGCGUUCAUCACGGAACGUUAG
This is a messenger RNA of Cyphellophora europaea CBS 101466, 1266 nucleotides long. RefSeq lists its product as uncharacterized. Gene Ontology annotation, molecular function: ADP binding. The transcript is spliced from 2 exons. The coding region runs from base 1 to 1266 and encodes 421 amino acids. NCBI's taxonomy places the organism in Eukaryota, Fungi, Ascomycota, Eurotiomycetes, Chaetothyriales, Cyphellophoraceae. The record is from RefSeq and is a predicted model, not a curated record.